CCCGCUUUUGCCACUUGUCCGCAGUGCCCAGGGACACCUGGAGGGGGUGGGCGUGUGCUGGCUUGAAUUCAGGCUUAGCCUAGAGGCUCUCAGGGGAGAUCAGCAAAGUGCAGGCCCUCGUUAGCCUCAGAUGGAGAGUGACAGGGACGUCCUAGAUGGGUGCCAGGCCUGCUGGAGGCUUCAUGUGUGCCGCUCACUGGUUUCUAGUACGUUCAGGGCUGUGCAACCAUCACCACUAAUUCCAGAACGUUCCAUAACCCCAAAGAGAAGCCCCAGCCCAUGACAACCAAGAACCCACUCUCUGUCUCUGGAUUUGCCUGUUCUGGACGUUUCCCAUCAAUGGAAUCACACACUGUGUGUCCUUCUGUGCCUGGCUUCUCUCACUGGGCAUCAUGUUCUCAAGGUCUGUCCACGUUGUAGCGAGUGUCACUGCUGCUCUCCUUUUCAUGGCUGAGAGAUGCUCCCAUGUGUGGAGGGACAGCUGGGCUGUUUUCACUCUGCCCAGUGAGUCAUGCUGCUAUGAGUAAUUAGAUCCCGAGCGGGAAGAAGUUCCGGAGCAAGCCCCAGCUGGCGCGCUACCUGGGCGGCUCCAUGGACCUGAGCACCUUCGACUUCCGCACGGGCAAGAUGCUGAUGGGCAAGAUGAACAAGAGCCGGCAGCGGGUGCGCUACGACUCCCCGAGCCAGGUCAAGGGCAAGCCCGACCUGAACACGGCCCUCCCGGUCAGGCAGACUGCGUCCAUCUUCAAGCAGCCAGUGACCAAGAUCACCAACCAUCCCAGCAACAAGGUGAAGAGCGACCCCCAGAAGGCCGUGGAGCAGCCCCGGCAGCUCUUCUGGGAGAAGAAGCUGAGCGGCCUGAAUGCCUUUGACAUCGCGGAGGAGCUCGUGAAGACCAUGGACCUCCCCAAGGGCUUGCAAGGCGUGGGUCCCGGCUGCACGGAUGAGACGCUGCUCUCGGCCAUCGCCAGCGCCCUACACACCAGCACCAUGCCCAUCACCGGGCAGCUCUCAGCCGCCGUGGAGAAGAACCCCGGAGUGUGGCUCAACACAGCCCAGCCACUCUGCAAGGCCUUCAUGGUGACCGACGAGGACAUCAGGAGGCAGGAGGAACUGGUACAGCAGGUCCGCAAGCGGCUGGAGGAGGCGCUGAUGGCCGACAUGCUGGCCCACGUGGAGGAGCUGGCCCGCGACGGCGAGGCGCCGCUGGACAGGGUGGGCGCCGACGAGGAUGAGGACGACGAGGACCAGGAGGAGGGGCCCGACCAGGACCAGGAGAUGGAGCACGUCUAG
Physeter macrocephalus (sperm whale) is the source of this 1293-nucleotide messenger RNA. RefSeq names its product methyl-CpG binding domain protein 3 (gene MBD3). Gene Ontology annotation, biological process: DNA methylation-dependent constitutive heterochromatin formation; negative regulation of transcription by RNA polymerase II. The coding region runs from base 592 to 1293 and encodes 233 amino acids. The record is from RefSeq and is a predicted model, not a curated record. Gene Ontology annotation, molecular function: methyl-CpG binding. Gene Ontology annotation, cellular component: nucleus. The transcript has 6 exons. Lineage: Eukaryota; Metazoa; Chordata; Mammalia; Artiodactyla; Physeteridae.